This is a messenger RNA of Drosophila rhopaloa, 1058 nucleotides long. Its product is annotated as esterase CG5412. Gene Ontology annotation, biological process: response to retinoic acid. NCBI's taxonomy places the organism in Eukaryota, Metazoa, Arthropoda, Insecta, Diptera, Drosophilidae. The coding region runs from base 107 to 946 and encodes 279 amino acids. Gene Ontology annotation, cellular component: cytoplasm; nucleus. The record is from RefSeq and is a predicted model, not a curated record. The transcript has 2 exons.
UAUCGAUUGUUGACCAUCUCUAUUAAGCCCAUAACCUUGUUUAUUAUUUUUAUUUGUUUCCUGAGCUAAAACAUUAGAUAAAAUUGUUUAAAACACCUUCGACAAAAUGACUAACAAUGAUGCGCUGGCGGAGACAGCCGGAUCCAGUCGAGCUGGCGGCAGCAAACAGCAGCCUAAGCUAGAAAUCACCGAGAAAGUGCGUGUCCUUUGUCUGCACGGCUACCGCCAGAAUGGAGAUGCCUUCAAAAACAAGCUGGGAUCCUUCCGGAAGUUCGCCUCCAAGUAUGCGGAGUUUGUGUUUAUUACGGCGCCGCAAGUGGCUGCUGCUUUAGAGUCGUCAGCGGAACCUGUACCGGAGCAGAGGAGCUGGUGGGCAAAUAAGGACGAUGGAUCCUUUAAGGGAACGAACAAAGGUGGACCUGCCUUUGGCUUCCAGGAGAGCCUGCGAUGCGUGGAAGAGGCGUGGAGCACGCAGGGCCCAUUCCAAGGACUCCUGGGUUUCUCACAGGGCGCAUGUUUCGUGGGAAUAAUAUGUGGCCUUGCCAAAAAGAAGUUGACCUCCAUCCGCCCGGAGUUUGCAGUGCUUUCCUCGGGCUUCUUAUCCGGCAGUCUAGUGCACAUGAGCGCCUACGAGGAGGCUAUCAGCAUACCCACUCUGCACAUAUACGGUCAGACGGACGAAAUUAUACCCAAGGAUAUGAGCGAAUCCCUGGCCGCGCAUUUCAAGAACGCUGAGGUGCUGGAGCACAGUGGUGGCCACUACUUUCCGGCCACGGCGCAGCAGAAGCAGACGUUCAUCAACUUUUUCCAAGACCGGUUGCAGGAGUUUCUGGAGCACCAGGAGCUGCAGCAGAGCGGCAAUGCCUCCUUUGUGGACAGCGGAGCGGAGGAUGACAACGAUGCCGAGGUGGCCGCCAUGACGGCCGAACUGGACGAGAGUGAUUAGCUAAAGCACAGGGGUUUUUUCGUUCGUUUUUAAUAAUAAUUAAAUCUUAUUAUUACAAAAAUAAUGAUUUGAUUAUAAAUUAUAAUAUAAUUAGAUCCCAAUAUUGUUUAAA